Gossypium raimondii (Peruvian cotton) is the source of this 2554-nucleotide messenger RNA. Its product is annotated as subtilisin-like protease SBT1.1. The record is from RefSeq and is a predicted model, not a curated record. Lineage: Eukaryota; Viridiplantae; Streptophyta; Magnoliopsida; Malvales; Malvaceae. Gene Ontology annotation, biological process: proteolysis. The coding region runs from base 146 to 2431 and encodes 761 amino acids. The transcript is spliced from 2 exons. Gene Ontology annotation, molecular function: serine-type endopeptidase activity.
UCUAUGUGGGAGGCAACCCACCACACUUGGGGAGGGUGCCAUUUCAAGCUAGUUAAAUCCACCAACUUUUGCCUAUAUAUGAACCCUCUCUUGGUUGGUUAUUUUCAUACCCCUAUUAAGUUCCCUUCUCAUUCACUUUUCAACAAUGGAAACAGCAACCAUGAUGUGCAAAACAGCCAUGUUAAUGUUGAUCUUCAUAGUGACACCGUCAAAUGCAUCGAUGAAUAUGCAGACAUAUAUAGUUCACAUGGACAGGACCAAGAUGACAACAACAACCUCGGAUCGAUGGUACGAAUCAGUGAUCGAAUCCGUCAAUGAACUCUUCGAUCAAGAAGAUCACGAGUCCGAAAAACCCGAGCUAGUUCAUGUCUACAAAACAGCUAUAUCUGGUUUUGCUGCAAAGCUAUCAACUAAACAAGUAGAAUCAUUGAAAAGACUAAAUGGUUUCAUCUCUGCUACACCUGAUGAAAUGUUGGCGUUACACACUACGCAUUCGCCUCAAUUUCUAGGCUUAGAACCGGGGAAAGGGCUCUGGAGUGGUUCGAAUUUGGAGUCUGACGUGAUAAUUGGUGUCGUGGAUUCCGGAAUUUGGCCGGAACAUGUUAGUUUCAACGACAUUGGUAUGUCUCCGGUACCAUCGAAAUGGAAAGGUGAAUGUGAGGAAGGUACGAAGUUUUCGAAAUCCAAUUGUAAUAAGAAACUCAUUGGUGCCAGAGCAUUUUUUGAAGGUUACGAGGCCGCGGUUGGUAAAAUCAACGAAACGGAAGAUUAUCGAUCUGCAAGAGAUGCGGAAGGGCAUGGGACACAUACUGCGUCAACUGCAGCCGGUAAUCUUGCACACGCGAGUAUUUUCGGUUUGGCCAAGGGUUUAGCUGGUGGAGUGAGGUACACAACGAGGAUCGCGGUAUAUAAAGCGUGUUGGUCUCAAGGUUGUGCUAGCUCUGAUAUACUUGCUGCCAUAGACCAAGCUAUUGCCGACGGUGUCGACGUGUUGUCACUCUCUUUAGGUGGUUCCGCUAAGCCUUAUCAUAGCGAUCUGAUUGCAAUAGGCGCAUUUCAAGCGAUUAAAAAUGGCAUUUCCGUUUCGUGCUCUGCUGGUAAUUCAGGUCCUUCGAGUUCAACCGUUUCUAAUACCGCGCCAUGGAUUAUGACCGUGGGUGCUAGCUACCUCGAUCGGAGCUUCGAAGCUAUUGUCGAGCUUGGAGACAGACAAAUUUUCGAGGGUUCAUCGUUAUAUAUCGGCAAAGCAUUAAAGCAAUUACCCCUGUUUUAUGGUGAUCAAAGAGCCGCAUUUUGUAUUGACGGCUCACUCAAGAAAAACCUUGUGAAAGGCAAAAUCGUAAUUUGCCAAAGGGGAAUUACGAGUCGAGCCGAGAAAGGGGAAGUAGUAAAAUCGGCCGGAGGUGCCGGAAUGUUACUUAUAAACUCGGUAAAUGAAGGUGAAGAACUUUUCGCUGACGCACACGUUUUACCGGCUUCUGCAUUAGGAGCCAUUGCGGGCAAAGCAAUCAAAGCCUACCUCAACUCAACUAACAAACCAACUGCGUCAAUCACAUUCAAAGGAACAGUUUACGGCAAGCCAGCACCAUUAAUGGCAGCAUUUUCGUCACGAGGACCGAACCGUGUUGGAUUAGACUUAUUAAAACCCGACGUAACCGCACCGGGGAUGAACAUAUUAGCCGCCUGGCCACCUUCAACUAGUCCAACACAACUAAAAAGUGACAAAAGGACAGUCCUUUUCAACAUUGCUUCAGGCACAUCAAUGUCUUGCCCACAUGUAAGCGGCUUAGCCGCACUUCUUAAAUCAGUACACAAAGAUUGGUCCCCGGCCGCAAUCAAAUCGGCACUUAUGACGACCGCAUACGUCCACGACAACUUGAACCGACACAUCCUCGAUGUUGCUUUUAGUACACCAACCAACGCCACACCUUUCGCAUACGGUUCGGGACAUGUGGACCCCCAAAAAGCUUCUGAUCCGGGAUUAAUUUACGACAUUACCCCGCAAGAUUAUCAAAAUUACUUGUGCACAUUAAAUUAUUCAGCUUCCGAUAUGGCAUUAUUUGCAGGGGAUGGUUUUAAGUGCCCUAAAGCUUCUUCAACCAUGGAACCAGGUGACUUGAAUUACCCUACAUUUGCAGUGAACUUCAAAAAAAACAGCAAAAGCAACAUUGUAACCUUAAAAAGGACAGUAACCCAUGUUGGGAUUCCUAAUGUUACGUACACAGUACAAAUGAAUGAACCAGAUGGGGUGUCAGUGAUGGUCGAGCCACAGGUUUUGAGGUUCAAAAAACCAGGCGAGAAGCUUAGUUAUAAGGUUACUUUCAUGCAAAAGAAAGGGUUUAUGGUCCAAGGUGGUUCCUUUGGGGUUUUAGAAUGGGUGUAUUUGAAUAUGUACCAUGUUAGAAGCUCAAUUGCAGUGACUUGGAUUUAGAUGUUGAAUUUGUUAGGUUUCAACAUGAAAAAAAGAGAGAAGGAAAUUUCGAUGGUUUUCUAACCAUUAAAAGAAUGAUAUUUGAUUGUGUCAACCAUUAAUAAAAUAUUUGCAUAAAAAUAA